GUUUUUGUUAUAAACUGUGUGGUAUUUUCCUGUCGAUCGCCACGGCCAAGCAGUCAAAUUUUGAGAUGGACCUAAUAUUUUACCAAUUAACACGUUUUGACAUUUAGCACCGUCUAUAGUUAAUCCUACAAUGUUAGACUGUUCCAGUACAUUCUUUAUAUUGUCUUCAUAUAUAGUUUUAUCUCAAAAACUUUCUUUUACUGUAUUAUGACAGAGUUUUACGUUGAUACUGUUCCUAUGAAGACAGCAUUUCGUGUUUUUAUAUCUUACAUUUCCUUAAUGUUAAUAAGUUAUUAAUUAUCCAGAUAUUUGUCCUUGUUUGCUGAUAUUUAUAUCUGUUUAACACUUUCCGGUGAUAAGGUGAUUAAUUGCCUCCCUUUGGGAUGGUUUGUUUUUUUUUCGUGCUCGUGACUAUGUUAAACCAAAAAAUUCAACAUUUAAACUUAUACAAUUUUCCAAAAAUCUACUUAACAUUUCCAAAUAUACGGUUUCUAACAAAUCGCCAAUUAGAAGAAGAUGACAGUCGGUCAGGAGAUGUAUGGAGCAAGGCUGGACAGGAAGAACAUUCCUCCUCCUCUGUCCCUAGCUAGCUUCAACUACCCCUCCCUUUCCCUCCAACAGCACCACAUUCCGCUCAACAACUCCGUACCCAAAUCUGCUCCUCCUCAAUCCACCAACACUGAUCUCAUGCAGCAGCUGCAGCUGCAUUUCAUGCUACAGAACGAGAGCAAGACCCCGGGUCCUCAGCUACAACAGAACCACUUCUCGCAGUCCGGACCCCUUCAAUCUCAAUUCUCGACACCAGGACCCCUCCAACCAGGACCCCUCCAAUCCCAGUUCUCAUCCCCCUCCUCUCUACCCUCUCACUCAAGCUUUACUCCCUCCAACCUUCAGAUGUACAACAACAGUCCCAUGUCUCCUCUGGUGCCCAUGUCCAUGGACUCCCCUGCUAUGAUGGCUCAGAACUUUGCCCAGGACCAGCAACAGCAGGACGUCAAGAACAACGCUAGCCGCUACAAAACUGAACUGUGUAGACCCUUUGAAGAGAGUGGCAGCUGCAAGUACGGAGAGAAAUGCCAGUUUGCUCAUGGACUCAACGAGCUACGAAACCUCUCCCGACACCCCAAAUACAAGACGGAGCUUUGCAGAACCUUCCACACCAUCGGGUUCUGUCCUUAUGGUCCCAGAUGUCACUUUAUCCACAACACAGAAGAGAAACGAGCCCCUCCUAUCUCUCCAGGACCUCAUAACUCUGGAAACGCAACCCUGCAGACCCUACCAGCUCUGCUGUCGCUCUUCCAACAGAGCUCUAACGUUAACAAGGUCAUGGGACUGCUGUCCAAGAUGCAGCUACAGUUAGGAGGCAAGACCCCUGACGAGGUGCUGCAUUACCUGAACCUUAACUCCGCUAAUCUGAUGACACCACCAAACACUCCCCAGCACAUGUUCAACUUCCCCGAGUACAUUGUUCCCGCUGCUCAUGCUCUGAAUCAGGCAACACGACCCUCCUCUGCUGUGAUGCGCAACAACAACAACAAUCACAACAACAACAACAACAAUAACAACAACGACAACAACACCUCCAACAUUCACAGCUACUUCAACUUUAACCUGGCGAUGAAGGACAGUCACCUGUCUGGUCUCCUCUCCGCUGCCAACCUCCACUCCCCCGGAGUCAUGUACCCUCCGCAGAACUCGGGCAGUCCUGCAGGCACCCCGCCUCUUCAGGUCCAGGGUCCCCUCAGCACUGGAACUCUCAGCAACGAGAGCAGCCCUAUGUCCGAUAAAUCGGGGGAGAUGCCGCCACAACACUUCGUCCAGCACAUCCAACAGCAGCAGCAGCAAUACGGUGAGAUGAGAGGUUACCAUGACAACAAGAUGUACCACCAGGGAUCCGGAGACGUGAAGCUCAGUACCGAGUACAUGAUGCCCGGUAGGGUGAUCCAGGAGGACCGGGGAGAAUUCACCACUGCAAACGGCAAGAGACUGCCCAUCUUCAACCAACUCUCGGAUCCUGUUUGCUAGAUGUUAUCCUUCAGGACUUCGUGAUCAAAUACUGACGUUACGUCUGAUGAUAUCUCGUCUCAGACCGGUUUUCAUGGCAACGUAUCUUGCUUAGCGUGGGUGAUGUAUCCUACAAUUUGCGUUGCUGUGACAGCGUGUUAAUUUCUAUAGUGCCUUCGUGAAAUUAAAUUUUUAUUUAUAAUUAUUUUUGUAUUUAUAUGAACAGUUCAUUCUUCAAUCCGGUGUUCAUUUGAUUGGGAAUAAUGUUUUCGCGAUUUGUCAUCCAUCUUUUGACCAGAGCUUCUUUUGGAGACAGCUCUUUGUGAAAAGUAAUGAAGAAUCAUAUUUUGUUUGUUAUCCGUUAAUUUAGAAUUUUUGUUCAUUUAGUACUUUUAUCACCACUCCGUUCACAUAAUGAUAAACAUGUUCACCAUAUGAUUGUUGUCAACCGGCAAAAGUGGCAACUCUGUCGUGAUCUGUGUAUCGUAGCGGCGGUUAUUUUGGAAGGUUCUAAUCUCCUUAGAUUAGUUAAUGUUAGAUUGAGCUCAAUAUUGUGAAGCAUAGCCGAGUUUAGAGUAUCCCUUUCUUAUCACUGGUUGCACAGAUCACGACACAGUUUCCCCUGAAAUAAUUUAUGUUCUCCAGGCCCGCGUUUUGUUGUGUUAUAUAAGGUUUAGUUGAUAUUUAUUAAUUAAACAUUGUUAAUGUUAAUUGACUCGUAAAUACAUGGACACGGAUAUUCGGAAUUGUUUGUGAAGGAGGUAAAGAAGUUGUUUGUGAACGUUAUUUUGAUCUCAUCGGGUUAACGGCUCAAAAUGUUUAAAUUUUACACUACAACUGAGAAGAACUAAUUAUCCUUUACUUUAAUUUUUGUUUCGAACUUAUUUAAAAUUUAAAGACUUCCGAAUGCCAUUAGAAGAAACGCAUGCCAUUCUGUGUAUAGGAGAAACUUUAUUUGCAUGGAACGGGACAGCAGAUACCCUUGUUAUCUGCCGUCAUGUUAUCUACAUUUCAGCUGCAUGAUCAUUUAGGAUAAUUUUAUUUGCAUAUAUAGCUGGAACUUGGUUCUUAAAUCCAUUCAGUUCUAGAAUAUAAGAAUAUUUGUUGUUUUGACUAUUGAAAAUUAUGCAAGUAACAGUAUGAAUUAUAUUUAUUUGUUUGACAAUUUAUAAUAUAGAUGACUGUUAUAGUGAUCCAAUAUGUAUAAAAGAACGCGUAUAAUGUGUCUACAUCUUUGACGUUGAACUGAUUACGCAAAUUUAUAUUAUGUUCAUGAAUAUUCUGAGCUAUGGUUGAUUGUUCACAACAAUCUCACAUUUUCAAACGAAGAGGAAUUGAGCACAAUUUUAGGAAACUAUUCAAUCAUUAAAUAAUUAGAAAUCCGUGAUUUGGUUAACAGUCCUAUCGACUUGAUUAGUAUUUGAAAAUAAUAUUUAAAGUUACUGAGGAUAAUUUAUAAUAUAAUACAUAUUGAGCAAUGACUAUUUGUGAAAUAAACCAUUGAUUCGAAGCUCGCGGCAUUUCUAUUCCGUAAUAACACUUUCCGCCUUCUUUGAACUACAAUUUUUGGGGUGCUAAAUAUUAUUUAUUUUCUAUUAUCUGUUGUCUGGACCUUUAUCUGUUGUCUGGACCGUUAACUCACACAGGAUAUUACGUAGUAGGGGACUCGGAUCGGUAUUACUGAGUAUUGAAUGUUUGUUUCGUGUAGUUGAUGAUAAGUGUGUUGAGAUCCCAUUUAACUUAACCGCAUCCCAUCUUUCUUGUGAUCAUAAUAUUUGUAAAGUGAGUUAACUGACUUAGAGAUGUCCGGUGUGUCCUGUGUUACUGUCCUCCGUGUUUCGGGUCAAUUUACGGCCCAUUUUGGGUAGAAAUCCUCGUCAUAUGCUUGAAUUAGUUCUUGGUGUAAUACACCAAGGCUCGCUUGUUUUCACACGUGACACUUGUUCAGAUUAUAUUGGUUCGGAGAUGUCAUUUGCCAAAACAAGCGUGCUUAAUUGAACCCCUAAAUUUAGAUUGGUGUACAGGAGGACAGUAGCACUGAAGUCUUUGAGCAUGAUAGCGUCCUAUUUAUUAUUGAGACUAUGUAAAAAUAUGUAAGCUAAAAGCGAUUCCAAUAAAUCUUCAUACUAUUAAAAAA
Bolinopsis microptera is the source of this 4141-nucleotide messenger RNA. Its product is annotated as protein TIS11-like. The coding region runs from base 517 to 2025 and encodes 502 amino acids. The record is from RefSeq and is a predicted model, not a curated record. Lineage: Eukaryota; Metazoa; Ctenophora; Tentaculata; Lobata; Bolinopsidae. The transcript is spliced from 4 exons. Gene Ontology annotation, molecular function: mRNA binding; metal ion binding.